This is a messenger RNA of Melampsora larici-populina 98AG31, 1245 nucleotides long. RefSeq lists its product as uncharacterized. Lineage: Eukaryota; Fungi; Basidiomycota; Pucciniomycetes; Pucciniales; Melampsoraceae. The record is from RefSeq and is a predicted model, not a curated record. Gene Ontology annotation, molecular function: translation initiation factor activity. The transcript has 6 exons. Gene Ontology annotation, cellular component: cytoplasm; eukaryotic translation initiation factor 3 complex; nucleus. Gene Ontology annotation, biological process: translational initiation. The annotation marks the transcript as partial.
CGUUUGAUUCCUCAACUCGAUCGACACUUGGUCUUACCUUUACUCGAAUUUUUGGAUUCAAAUGAAAUUUAUCCACAUGAUCAAGUUUUAAAAGCAAAAUAUGAUGCUUUAAAAGAAACAAAUAUGAUUACUUAUCUUAGUGGACUUCAUAGAGAAAUCAAUGGAUUAGAUGAAGAUGCACCUGUACCAAAAGAAUUUAUUCAAAAGGAAGAUGAAGUGAUGCUUAAAUUAGAUGAACUGAAAGCUUCUGUUGAAAAGGUCAUGGAUGUCAUCUCAGCUCCAGAUGUUGUAGCAGCACUCAGACAAGAUAAAGCCCAGAACUUAUCAUACCUAGAAAAGGAGCACAAUGUCACUCUUUCACAAAUCGCUGUAUUAUAUCAAUAUGGACAAUAUCAAUAUACGAUUGGAAAUUAUGCAGGAGCAUCUGAUUAUCUAUACCAUUUCCGAGUUUUAUCAACAGAUAAUGAUUUAGUUUUAUCAUCCUUAUGGGGUAAAUUAGCAUCUGAUAUUUUAGAAGGAGCCUUUGAAGCAGCUCUAGAAGAAUUAAAUCGAUUGAAAGAACAAUUAGAUCAAAGAACCGGUUAUGGGAAUCCACUUCAAUCUUUACAACAACGUACUUGGUGGUUACAUUGGAGUUUGUUUGUUUAUUUCAAUUUAGAAAAAGGUAGAGAUGCAUUAGUAGAUACUUGGUUAGGUCAAGGUUAUCUGAAUACCAUUCAAACUAGUUGUCCUUAUUUACUUAGGUAUCUAGUAGUAGCUUUAAUCGUUUCAGGUAGAGCUGGUGCAGGAGCACUCAAAGGUCCUACUUCAUCUCGUGGUUCACGUGAAACUGUUAAAGAAGUUAUCAGAGCAGUUACUCAAGAACAGUAUCAAUAUUCAGAUCCGAUCACCGAAUUUAUUAGAUUACUUUAUUCUGAAGUGGAUUUUGAAGGUGCAAGAUCUGCAUUGAAAUUGAGUGAAAAGGUUUUUAGUGAUGAUUUCUUUCUUUCAGAAGAAUUGAUCCCAUGGCGAGAAAAUUGUCGUACGAUGAUUUCUGAAGCUUAUUGUAGAAUACAUCAUAGAAUCGAUAUUAGUGAUUUGGUUUAUAGAUUAGGUAUGGAUGCUGAAGAAGGUGAGAAAUGGAUUGUACGAUUAGUUAGAGAUGCUAGGUUGGAUGCUAAGAUUGAUUUCAAAGAGAACACCGUCCAGAUGAAUCAUCCCAAGUCAUCAGUUCACCAAACAGUCAUUGAGCGGUACGUGUUUUGA